Microplitis demolitor is the source of this 3326-nucleotide messenger RNA. RefSeq names its product myrosinase 1. Gene Ontology annotation, molecular function: beta-glucosidase activity. The coding region runs from base 644 to 2254 and encodes 536 amino acids. Gene Ontology annotation, biological process: carbohydrate metabolic process. The transcript is spliced from 9 exons. NCBI's taxonomy places the organism in Eukaryota, Metazoa, Arthropoda, Insecta, Hymenoptera, Braconidae. The record is from RefSeq and is a predicted model, not a curated record.
CCGUGGUAGUGUUACGUUAAUAGUAUUCAACUUGCCGUAGUCAGUAUCUGUCAACUCUUACUCGAGCCGCUUCAACUGACUACUUUUUCAUACUAGUACGAGCCGGCGUAAAAAAUAAUUAUUAUCGUAAGGUAACUGCGGGCUUCGCCAGGCACGGCAGAUACUACACUAUCUCCCUGCAUCUAAAUUACUUGUUGUCGUGGGUGCAGCCAUCGAGCAAUGAUGUGUUCAAUACCGAAUAUAAUAAUCGCAAGAAGCUGGAUAAAUGCAAAAAAUAUAGCCAGACCAUAGGAAAAAAUCACUCGGGAGUUUAUAUAGAAAUUCAAGGGGUUCUAAUAAAAUAAUUAUAAUUUGUGGGGCUCUGACUGUCGGUGACAUCUGCAGGCACAGAAGUAAACGUAGACCAAAACAAUUGACAGCAGCCAUUAUGUAAGCAAUUGUUGGUACCGAGAAGAGAGUAGAGAGAGACACGAUUACAAAGGUAACCCUUGAAUGCAUGAUUUUUUGGGUGCCAUUAGAUAGACCUAACGAACAUGCUAGACAACUAUGAAGGAUAGAGAAUUCAUAAAUUAAUCAUCUACUCGUAAACUGCGGAAUACAACUAUAACACUAUAAAAUCAGUAUUAGUCACAGGAAUAGCAUAAUGAUGUACAGACCAAUAAAGAAAUCUUCAUUUUUGGUGUGGGGUCAUAAAAAUAGUAAAGUUUUAAAAGUUGUGAUAUUGAUUUUGAUGCUAUCAAAGAUUUGUAAUUGUAACAGUGAUGGAAAUUUUCAAUCUGUAUUAUCUGACCAAGCUGAAAAUGAAAUUGAAAACCGAUUCCCGGAUGGUUUUAUAUUUGGUGUAGGGACAUCAUCUUAUCAAAGUGAAGGUGCUUGGAACAUAUCGAACAAAGGUGAAUCUAUUUGGGAUACUUUGACUCAUGAAAAGCCAUACGUUGUGGCAGAUCAGACCAAUGCUGAUGUAGCUGCAAAUUCUUACUACAUGUACAAAACUGACAUUGAUCUUGUUACACAACUCGGUGCUAAUGCUUUCAAAAUAUCUAUUUCAUGGCCGCGAAUUUUACCAACUGGGUUCGACAAUGAAAUCAAUGAUGAUGGGAUUCAACACUAUAAUGAUGUAAUCGAUGAAAUAUUAAGUAAGAAUCUAACACCAUUUAUCACAAUAUACCACUGGGAUUUGCCUACAAGGUUACAAGAAUUAGGUGGUUUAACGAACCCGUUGUUCGUAAAUUGGUUUGUUGAUUAUGCUAACGUCUUAUUCACAGCAUUUGGAGAUAAAGUAAAAUAUUGGACGACAUUUAAUGAGCCAGGUUUUAAUUGUGUCGUUGGUUACCAAAGAAUAUACGCACCUCUGAUUAAUCAAUCGGGUAUUGGCGAAUAUCUUUGCGCUCAUCAUACGUUAUUAGCUCAUGCUAAAACUUAUAAAAUGUAUAAUGAGAAGUUCCGCGAAAAACAACAAGGUAAAAUAAUGAUUGCGUUAGCCCUGGUGUGGCCAGUUUUGAAAAAUAUAGAAGAUGCAAAUGAGUUAGAAGCAGGUGAACAAUAUAUUAAUUUUCAAAAUGGAUGGUUUUUGCAUCCGCUAUUUUCAACUGAUGGUGAUUAUUCAAAAAUGAUCAAAGAUAAAAUUGGAUCAUAUAGUUCAAUUCAAGGCUUUUCUCGUUCACGUUUACCACAGUUUACGAGAGAAGAAAUUGAACUAAUUAAAAACUCAGCAGAUUUAUUGAGUGUUAAUUUUUAUCAUGGUUUGGAGUUCAAAAAGUAUACGAAUUAUGACAUAAAAAAUACUAUAUCUCACGAUGUAGAUGUUGGCGUACUAUCUCAAUUUCCAGCUAGUGCUUAUGAAACCGGAAAUGAUACAUGCAAUAUCGAAAGAUGUCACCCAUGGGCACUUUCUGCGAUUAUCAAUCGUAUCACUACAGAGUAUAAUAUACCAGCGAUAAUUAUUGGCGAAAAUGGUUAUAGGGAUGAAGGUCAAUUAGAUGAUUUACACAGAGGCCAAUUUUUUUAUUAUCAUCUUAAAGAAGUUCUGAAGUUGAUAAAAGAGGGUUUCAACAUUAAAGGAUAUUUCGCUUGGACACUCUUUGAUGUUUUUGAAUGGACACAAGGUUAUACACAUUCAUAUGGGAUUUUUUCGGUAAAUAUGACCGAUCCUCAACGUCCUAGAACACCUAAAUUGUGGUCAGCAAAAAUAAUAAGCCAAAUUUACAAAGCGAAAUCGAUACCAAAAUCUUUUUCAUCAUUUGAAAACAAAUAAAAGUAAGACAUAGUAGUAAUUGAGAGUUUUCAAUUACUGUACGGCCAAUCGUAGAUAAUUGGUACUGAUAAAAAGUAAUUUAUAGUCUAGCGACGUUAAUAUUUCAACAAAAAAUAUUGAAAAUUGAAAUAAAAAAUAGCAAUUUUUUUGGAACGGCCCAGGGUUACUAGAAAAUACCGAAUCAUUUUUAUCAAAAAAUUCUCUCCAUGUAAUAAAAAAAAUUUUAUUAGACAGAAAAAAAAACAAAUAGCCUUAAGAAUUCAAGAAAAUAUUUAUGUGAAAGACGAUACUUUACAGUGUAUUAUUGCAGACGAUAAUCAAGUUUAAGUAUGGAUGUAAAAUAACACGUGAAUGAUGCAUAGUGAGUACUUGAGUUGAUGAAAAUAGAGAACGUGAAAUAAACUUCUACUUAUUAUUGCUUAUUUUUUCUAUUGUUAUAAUGUGUAAUGUUAAAAAAAAAUGUUAUCGUCGUAUAUAAUUGUAAAAAAUAUAAAUUUUAUGAUUAUUUAUAUGAAUAUAUAGAAAACCAAACAAAAAAAAAUUUCUUUUAUAAUCGUCAUAUUUUCAUAUUUGAUAUAUUUACAAUUUCGAAACAUGACGAGAGAGGUGAGGUAAAAUGGGUACUUCAAAAAAAAAAAUUAUUUCUGUAGUCUACGCAGAAAUAAAGGAUCGCUUGGAGCAAAAGUUAUUUUGCAUUAUGAAUUGAAGGCAAAAAUUUUCGGACGGUGUAAAAAAUUUCUUGGCUCAAUAAUUUUUUUCUUGUUUCAAAAAAUCUUUUCGCGCUCGAAGAGAAGUUUUGUUUUCAAUUUAUUAUGCAAAAAAAUUUCUAGGGCAGGUAAAAAUUUUCUUGGGGAAAGUAAAUAUUUUUUGUGUCAAAAAAUCCUUUUUUUCUCAGAACAAUUAAGAGUUUGAAGUAAUUUACGAAUUUCUCCUCAGAUAAAAAUAUUAAUCUUUUGUAAUUCGGAGCUCAUAAAAAAUUUAUAAACACAAAAAAAUAUUUCGGCUAAAAUGGGAUAUUUCGAAAGUUUUAAAAAAUACAAUUUUUUUUUUAUUUGACAGAUUAAAAAUAAAA